Ochlerotatus camptorhynchus is the source of this 1675-nucleotide messenger RNA. Its product is annotated as protein croquemort-like. The transcript is spliced from 5 exons. Gene Ontology annotation, molecular function: scavenger receptor activity. Bases 211 to 1674 code for a protein of 487 amino acids. The record is from RefSeq and is a predicted model, not a curated record. Gene Ontology annotation, cellular component: membrane; cytoplasm. NCBI's taxonomy places the organism in Eukaryota, Metazoa, Arthropoda, Insecta, Diptera, Culicidae.
AGUGUUCAGCGUUGGAGCAAAAGCGCUCAUAGUUCGAGCCGUCAUACUUUGUAAACUGUGAAUCUGUAUUAGAGUUUCGCUUGACGACAAUAGUGCGGUGUAUCGGUUCCAAUACGUCACGAUUGGAAAGGUGUAGUUCGCACAGACGGGAAACGUCUAUCAACAAGCAUAUCUUAAGUGGAUUGUGGUGAUACUAUUCAUACGGUGACAAUGUGUAGCAAAUGUUCGAACAGAGCCAAGCGGCGAUGGUCAUUAGGAAUUUCAGUCCUGAUUUGUGUGAUAGCGAUUGCACUCGGUGUCGCUUGGUCAUUGGUCGUCCCGGGUGAGAUAGAAAAGCAAUUCGUGUUGCAACCUGGAACGCAGAUUUACGAUACUUGGAUCGAUCCACCGAUCGAUAGCUAUCUGGAGCUGUACCUGUGGAACUGGACCAAUACGGAGGAUUAUCUUAGCGAAGACUAUAAACCUCGGCUCGAGCAGCUGGGACCGUACACGUUCCGAGAGGAAAAAGAACGUGUUGGGCUAGAAUGGAACGACGAUUACACGCUUACCUUCUACCAGAAGCGCAUCUGGCACUAUGAGCCACAACUGUCUAAUGGAGAUUUGGAGAAUGAUAAGGUUGUGACCAUCAAUCCUAUUUUGCUGACCGUUGGGUUCACUUUGGUUGAUAAUCCUCUACUGCGGUUUCUGGAUGCUUUGAUCAGUAUGAAUCCACAGAUCGUCGAAAAUCCAUUCUAUAAUGUUCGAGUGAAAGAGAUACUAUUCGACGGAUAUGACGAUUACUUCCUCUCAUCACUGUUGGAAAUUAUAGACGAGGUUCCGGAAUUGCAAGACAUGUUCGAUUUGCCCCCAUACGACAAAUUUGGAUGGUUCUACGGUCGAAACGAGAGCAAGACGUAUGAUGGAAACUUCACAAUCGGAACAGGGGUCGAUGGCUUAGAGAACAUGGGUGUCAUGAAGCUGUGGAAUGGUGUUAACCAGACGGAUUUCUACAGAGAUGAAUGUGGAAAAGUUUAUGGAUCUACUGGUGAAUUGUGGCCUCCGUUUCAGGAAGGUAGACAACCGAAUGUUACGGUUUUCUCAUCUGACAUUUGCAGCGCUAUGAGUUUGGAGUUUGACGGUGAAUUCAGUCUACUUGGAGUGGAUGGCUUCAAGUGGACAGGAAAUGACCAUGUAUUUGACAAUGGGAAUAAAUACGCCGAAACCAAGUGUCAAUGCACUGCUCCCGAAGAAAAGUGCCCAAUGUUGAAGCCGGGAACCUUAGAUGUUUCACGUUGUAAAAUGGGAGCUCCGGCGACCGUUUCUUAUCCACACUUCUAUUUGUCUGAUGAAUCGUAUCUGAAUGCCGUGGAGGGCAUGAAUCCGAGCAAAAAGGAGCACGAGUUUGUGUUUGCCUUGGAGCCUCAUACCGGUAUCCCCCUUCAGGUGAAGGCUCAACUACAGGUCAACCUUCAAGUGCAGUCAUACGGAUUAUCCGUACUGAAAGGUAUACCCGAGGUGAUGCUUCCAGUCUUAUGGUUCCGACAAACGGCGGAAGUCACAGAGGACCUUGCCAGUGAUUUGAAGUUGUUACUCAGCCUACCAAACAUUGGAAUCUACGUUGCCAUAGGCAUCGGCGUUGUUGGAAUAGUAUGUUUUGCGAUAUCCCUUUACUUUUCUCUGAAAGUCUGGAAAUAAA